Molecule: messenger RNA, 3132 nt
Organism: Morus notabilis
Lineage: Eukaryota; Viridiplantae; Streptophyta; Magnoliopsida; Rosales; Moraceae
Product: glutamate receptor 2.7
Exons: 5
Coding region: 31-2988 (985 amino acids)
Cellular component (GO): plasma membrane
Molecular function (GO): glutamate-gated receptor activity
Source: RefSeq, a predicted model, not a curated record
AAUUACUUAAAAUAAGGUGUAAAAGUUAAGAUGAAUCGCUUAAUAUUCUUCUUCCCUUCUAUUAGCCUCUUUGUUUUCCUAGGAUUAAUUCCAAUAAUAUUCUUGUCGGAUUUGGCGAUAGCACAAAACAGAAUAGAAGUAAAUAAGGUAAAAGUGGGCGUGGUUGUGGACUACAAUGAUAAAUUGUUCGGAAGGAUGGGAUUGAGGUGCAUCAAAAUGGCGCUCUCGGACUUCUACGCAUCUCGCAGUCAUUACAACACAAGGUUGGCGCUUCAGACCAGAGACUCCGACUCCGAUGUUGUUGAGGCUGCUUCUGCAGCUCUAGACCUCAUAAAAAACGUACAAGUACAGGCCAUAAUAGGGCCAAUAACAUCAAUGCAAGCCAACUUCAUCGUCGAUCUCGGCGAAAAAGCUCGAGUACCGAUCAUAUCAUACUCAGCAACAAGCCCUUCUCUCAACAUCCGAAGUUCCUAUUUCUUUCAAGCCACACAAAACGAAGCGUCACAAGUGAAGGCCAUAAGCUCCUUAGUCAAGGCAUUUGGAUGGAAACAAGUUAUUCCCAUUUACACAAAUGACGAUUAUGGUGAAGGCCUAAUUCCCUUUCUGACUGACGCUUUGCUUGAAGUCGACGCUCAUAUCUCUUAUAGAAGCGUCGUUUCGAAUGGCGACGAAAAGGAACUCGAUGAAGAGCUUAAGAAAUUGAUGACUAUGCAAACGAGAGUUUUCAUUUUGCACACCAACGUUUCUCUAGGGACAAGGACUUUCGCCAAGGCAAGAGAGAUCGGAAUGAUGGGAGAAGGGUAUGUUUGGAUUGUGACAAAUGGGAUGACCAAUUUGUUGAGUUCAAUAGAACCUUCGGUUGUCGGUACGAUGAGUGGGGUAUUGGGGAUAAAGACUUAUGUUCCGGAGACCAAAGGGCUUAAGAAUUUCAGAGAUAAAUGGAAAACUCGAUUUGAAGGUGAUAAAUUGAAUGUGUUUGGAUUGUGGGCUUAUGACGCGGCUAAGGCGUUGGCCAUUGCGGUUGAAUACGUUGGGAAGAGUGGCAAGUUUGGCUUCAGAAAGGGCCAAAAGGUUGAGGGAAAUUACUCAACUGACCUUGACGCAUUUGGGGUCUCUCAAAAUGGUACACAACUUCAUGAAGCACUAUCAAAUGUGACAUUUAAGGGCCUUGCUGGAGACUUUAGGAUUGUUAAAGGGCAAUUACAUUCUUCCACUUAUGAGAUAAUCAAUAUUGCUAAUGUAAAUGGGGAAAUUAAGAGGGUUGGAUUUUGGACGCCAAGAAAUGGACUAGCAAAGAGUUUGAGUUCAACAAAAAAACUUAGCAAGGAGUAUAAUACUUCCAAAGACAAUUUAGGUAACAUUACAUGGCCAGGAGGAUCUAAGAGCGAUCCCAAAGGAUGGGAGAUUCCGACAAAUGGGAAGAAACUGAAAGUGGGUGUUCCAUUGAGAGGCGGUUUCACAGAGUUUGUUCGUGUCACAAAUAAUGCCGACAACACCCCAAAUGUCACGGGGUAUUGCAUAGACAUUUUCAAGGCUGUAAUGGAAGAGUUACCAUAUAAAGUUGACUAUGAGUUCAUUCCAUUUGUGAAUUCUAGUGGUGGGAGUAAUGGUACUUACGAUGAUAUGGUUUAUCAAGUUUAUCUCAAGAAUUUUGAUGCUGCGGUGGGAGAUACGACGAUCAGAGCCAAUAGAUCAUUGUAUGUUGACUUCACAUUGCCAUACACAGAAUCUGGCGUGUCAAUGAUAGUGCCAGUCAAAGAUAAAGUAAACAAAAAUGCAUGGGUGUUUUUGAAGCCUUUGACAUGGGAUCUCUGGGUGACAAUUGCUUGUUUUUUUGUGUUCAUCGGAUUCGUCGUUUGGAUUCUUGAACACCGGAUAAAUGAGGAAUUUCGGGGGCCUCCGUCGCACCAAAUCGGCACCAGCUUCUGGUUUUCCUUCUCAACUAUGGUCUUUGCACAUAGGGAGAGAGUUAUUAGCAACUUGGCAAGGUUUGUGAUAACAAUAUGGGUGUUCGUGGUGCUAAUUCUGACACAAAGUUACACUGCGAGUCUGACAUCACUCUUGACAUCCCAACAACUCCAGGCUACUGUUACCAACGUUAGCCAACUGAUCAAGAAUGGAGAUAAUGUUGGUUAUUUAGAAGGUUCUUUUGUCUAUGGAAUGUUAAAAGGUUUAGGCUUUAAUGAUUCUCGUCUCAAGGUUUUUAAGUCUCCAAAAGAACUCCACGAAAAAUUUUCAAAUUACCCAAGUGCACAUGAUGGUAUUGCUGCUGCAUUUGAUGAGACUCCUUACGUGAAGCUCUUUCUUAGAAAAUACUGCUCCAAAUACACCUUGGCUGACCCAACAUUUAAAGCUGAUGGUUUUGGCUUUGUUUUUCCAAGAGGCUCUCCUCUCGUUCCCGACGUAUCGAGGGCAAUACUAAACGUGACCGAGGGCGAGAAACUGAAGAAAAUAGAGGCCAAAUAUUUUGGGACAAAGACAAGCUGUCCAGACCCCAGCAGUACACAAGGCUCUUCCAACAGUAGUCUUGGUCUUGAGAGCUUUUGGGGACUUUUCCUCAUUGCUGGGGUUUCAUCAUUGUGUGCUUUGGCAAUAAAUGUUGUUAUAUUCUUUCAUGGACAAAGAGACGUGAUCGUGAGCUCUACUCCAGCUGAAGCCUCAAUGUGGAAGAGAUUUCAUGUGAUAUGUAAAGUGUUUGAUCAAAAGGACUUGAGUUCACACACUUUUAGAAAGAGCUCUACACAAGCGGCUCAUGGACAAACAAAUGGCAACGUUCACGGUGUUGUUCCUCUUGAGGCCAUUUCAAAUACUAAUAGUCAUCCAAUUAGCCCAUCAAGUUAUUCAGACCACACAGAUUUUAACUUUGUAGUGUUCUCGGAGCAAGAAUCAUCUCCUGCACAUCAUGGGAAUUCGGAUCAAUCAUCUUCUGCUACUGAUCAGUUUUCUGAUGCUCAAAACCACGAGGCAAGGGGUACUAACAGCUCCUGAAAUAUCCCAAAUUGAAAAACAAUUGAUGUAGAACCAAAAUGAUUUUCUAUUCUCAAUUUUUUUUCCCUUCUUUAAACGACUGGUUUACUCAAUAGUGUACCGUUGGUUUACUUUAAUUAUGUGUUUGUGUGGAGGGAGUUCUUU